AUGAACGACACUUGCUUUUCCUAUCUUGGCAAUGCUUCCCCGAGAAGUCAUCCAUAUGCCCCGUCUCUUUCCUCUUCCGCCUCCUCUUCUACAUCGUCAGUCUUCUCGGAGGCUGCAUCUCAGACUUCCAACUCUACCUCGCUCUCUUCCAGCUGGGGUGCAGAAGAAUGGAGCUCCGGUUCCCGACCCAUCAUCUCGGGAUCCUUGGCUUCUCUAGCGCCCAUCAGCAGAGUCAGCACCUUUCCCCAGUAUCAGGCGCCAUGCCGGGACACUGCGCGCGACAGGGUUCUCCCGCCUCUGCGUACGGAGGUCCCCAUGCUCACGGAACAGCGACAACAUCCUCGCCGGUCGUCGUCAACCAUUGGCCGUCAGCCUCCCCAGCUGGUCCGCCAAAGCGAUCGCAAGGUCAACUUUGUCGACUGCCUUGUCGAUUCCGCCACUCAAAUGGUUGAAGUGAUCUGGCCUACAUCUGUGCCCGCCAGCCGGUGCGAGUCGUCAUCUGGACGUGGUGUGCUUCCUCUGCGCACCUUUAUCCAAGAGACUCUGCGCCGUUCUCGGACGAGCUACUCAACUCUUCAGGUUGCGUUGUAUUACCUGAUCCUCAUCAAGGCACAUGUGCCGAAGCAUGACUUCACUAUGGAACAACCUGAGGAUGUUGCGUCCGUCCGAGCCCUGCAGUGUGGCCGCCGCAUGUUCCUUGCAGCUCUUAUCCUCGCGUCUAAGUACUUGCAGGAUCGCAACUAUUCUGCACGUGCCUGGAGCAAGAUCUCUGGCCUCAAGGUGUGCGAGAUCAAUACCAAUGAGAUGGCCUUCCUCGCAGCUGUGAACUGGAAACUCCACAUCACCGAUCCCGUGUGGGAUAAGUGGCAGGAGAUUGUUCUGCGUCACACUCCGUCGAACCCGCCCCCAUCUCCUGGCGGCUGCCUACCCAACACGUGGAAGCACGUCAUCCCGUGCUUGACUCCCGAGUUGGAUAUCGUUGAUGUCACUCCCAAGACACCCAUUACUCCUGUGCGGCCAACGAUUCAAUCUUAUGCCACUCAGUACCCCGUCCGAUCUCCCACGUCGGAGCGGUCGUCCGGAUCACAGGAGAGCACGCCUACUCCAUCCCAUUACAGGGUUCCACGGUUCCUUGAGCCGAAUCCUGAUCUUCUCCCCCCUACUCCGUGCCUUCCACGCUUGGGUCCCUUGCCUACGCCUACUCUGACACCUCAGUCCACUGUCGCAAACACUCCUGCAGCGGGUGCUAUGGCAUUUGGCAUGAGACGUCCGUCUAUGUGUUCUGCAAUGGCGCAGGCGCAAAGCUCGUCUUUGGCGCGCAGCUGCGUCGACCAAUACACCCCCAGCAUUAGGAAUGGAUUGGAGGCCUACCACUUCCCCAGCCGACGUCCCUCUCUUGCGCCCUCGACUGCAUCGUCUGCCUCAUCGCCCGAGUCAAUGAUCACAGACAACUCUCGCUCUUCGCGUGCGUCCUCGAUUUCGUCCGUCUCGUCUGCUGGCUGGGCGCCGAAUCAGGCCAAAUUGGCCCGAUUGGCGACGUGCCGCAGCGCGAGGCUGCCGUAUCCUGCGCUGUCGAAAUGCAGCGAAUAUGCUGUUAGCGAUGUCAUGUCAUCACCAGACCUCGAUAGCUUCCACAUCGAUGAUUCCGAUGCUACCCCAGUCAAGGUCGACAGUCCCGCCGAGAUCUCCAUGCCUGCCGCCAAGGCGAACAAGAAGCGUGGUCGAUCGAAUACGGACUUGCAACAGAACGUUCGCCAUUUACUUCAGGAUUCCCGUUCUAAUUCUUACGGCCCCUCUUACGGUUCGAGGAUUGUACUGCCCGACCGCUCGGUCGCUCAGUCUUUCGUACCCACACCUUCUGGCGCGGAGUUGAAGGGGCUGCAGUCCCCCAAGUCCACCGUGCCGGAACGUCGGGUGCCGUACCAGAAAGAGUUCGGCAAGAAGCGGACAUGCUGUGGAACCGAGGCCGCCCAAGGUUUCCGGCGCUCAGGCCCUGGAAUGUGGGAAGGCGUGCUAUAG
Molecule: messenger RNA, 2019 nt
Organism: Paraphaeosphaeria sporulosa
Lineage: Eukaryota; Fungi; Ascomycota; Dothideomycetes; Pleosporales; Didymosphaeriaceae
Exons: 2
Coding region: 1-2019 (672 amino acids)
Biological process (GO): regulation of cyclin-dependent protein serine/threonine kinase activity
Cellular component (GO): nucleus; cyclin-dependent protein kinase holoenzyme complex
Molecular function (GO): cyclin-dependent protein serine/threonine kinase regulator activity; protein kinase binding
Source: RefSeq, a predicted model, not a curated record